Pteropus alecto (black flying fox) is the source of this 9003-nucleotide messenger RNA. RefSeq names its product dynein axonemal heavy chain 14 (gene DNAH14). Gene Ontology annotation, cellular component: dynein complex. The transcript is spliced from 57 exons. NCBI's taxonomy places the organism in Eukaryota, Metazoa, Chordata, Mammalia, Chiroptera, Pteropodidae. Gene Ontology annotation, biological process: microtubule-based movement. The record is from RefSeq and is a predicted model, not a curated record. The coding region runs from base 1 to 9003 and encodes 3000 amino acids. Gene Ontology annotation, molecular function: dynein intermediate chain binding; ATP binding; dynein light intermediate chain binding.
AUGGCGACGUAUAUACCCAUCGAUACAACAAAAAUAGUAAAUCAAGACAUAAACAGGGAGGAGAGUGACACAAAAUCAAGACUUUAUAAAGAGCAAAAUUACAAUUAUGUCACACCAUCAGAGAAUCAGCUAUCUAAAACAACAGAAAAGGAAACCUGGAAAUAUAAAACAUUUAGAACAUUUUCUGCACCUUCGAAGUCAGAGAAAACAGAAGAUUACCUCCAAGAAAGUAGAACUCAGCAAGACGUACUUGCUCCAGAGCCAGUUCCCCUGGUUCAUAAGAAGAAAGAGAAAUCAAAGAGAAAAAAGGAUCAACCUCUCACUUGUCUAAAAGUUAAGAAAGUAAGCCUUGCGCCCUAUGACAGAUUAGAAUCAAAUGAUGACGAUGUGGUAAGAUAUAUCAUUCAACUAAGAGAAAAGCUCGGUUGGCAAACAGUAUUACCACACCAUAAUUUGGAAUACAGAAGUCCCCAAACUGGAGUUCGGAAGAUUAUUCUAAAGGAACCUUUGAAAGAUGAUGGAGAAUUUAUAUAUUGCCUUCCUCGGAAAACGUCUAAAGUUCUUUAUAAUCCAUAUAAUCUUCGGGUGGUCUCGGACCACAGAGUUAGACAUAGCAAAGAAUUUUGGAUUAUUACUGCUUCAUUUAUCUCAAAGGUAAUAUACAAUGGGUUAGAUGGUGCAGAAGAAAUAGAACUCAUUCCUGUUUUGGAAUGGCUAUUAGAAAGAAGAUAUUACAAUUUAUUACAGCAGUUCAAGUUCUUUUCCAAUUUUCGAAUUAAUAAAGCAUUUGUUACUUGGAAAUGGAAUGUUAGAAGAAUUAAGAAAGAGAAAAGCAGGUCGUUUUUGUACCACCAUCUUUUCUGGGCUCAUGAAUUAUUUCAGGGAUGUUUGCUUUACAUAAAGGGACUUUGCGAAGAUGCAGUUAAUCUCAAAAAUGGUAAUGAACAUGAAGAUAAUCCAUCUGCCAUAUGCCUUGUAAAGCUCGAUAGGUCUCGAACGUAUUCUCUGGAUGAAUUUUGUGAAGAACAGUUACGGCAAGCUACCCAGGCAUUGAACCAACUCGAGGACAUCAGGGAUAAAGCUAUUUCCGAUGUGAAAAUUACAAUUUUUAAGGUGGCAGAGCAGAAAGAAAUUAGAGAAUUUUUUGAGCCAAACAUCUCUGACGAUGACACAAUACAUUUCAAGCUGCCUAGAUAUAGACGUUUAUUAGAAACAAUUUUGAGAUUUCUGAUGCUGGUGGACUACAUAUUUCAGGAACUUAUCCGUCAACUAAUGAACACCGCAGUCACAUUACUUUUGGAAUUAUUUAAUAAUUCUGCUAGAAUGCCAGGUUCAGUGGAAAAAAAGAAUGAAAAUCUCAUCAAAAUAUACAAGGACAUCUCUGGAAAGACAACAACCGAAUGUGAAGAACCCGUUUAUUCACACUUACGUGCUACUUCUGUUCUGAAGUCCGAAGUAAAAACAGAAGCUGAUAUUAAUGAGAUUCUGAAUAGUAUUAAAGUGAAUAAAGAUUUGAGAAAAACAUAUGCACCAAUAUUUGAAGUAAAUCUACACUUGAGUUUUUUUUCUUCAGAAAAUUCUACAGAGAAUUUUUCUGAGCUCGACAAGUGCUCCGAAAAAUCUGUGAUGUGUGAAGAUGACGAAAUGUCAAUGAAUGAAGUCAAUUUUGUCAUCAAACAGUCAAGUGAAGAACUUCCGAUCAUGAAACCAAAAAAGUUUAGUUACAACCUCGAAAAAAUUUUUUCAGACAUAGAAGUGGUGACUGAGUUUAAGAAUAAAUACACGUAUGAUGAAUUUUUAGAAUUUCCUACAAAUCUCUUUAUUGCUCCCAACAGAUUGGAGUUUUCAAUAAAAAUUCAAAAAAUGGUGACUGAUAUUGAAAAAUGUAUAACCAAAAUUAUUCCUCUCUACAAAGAUCCCCGCCUGUCCAUCUUUACUGAUUUGGUUUUAAUUAUGAAUAUGCCUGAUAAGAAAAGACAUAUAAAAGACUAUAAGAAGCACACCACAUGGCCAGAUUGUCACAUCCUUUUUGAAAUGGAUCCUGCCUACCAAAAUAAAAUUGUGAGUCUCCUGACUAUUAUUGGUGAUAAAAUGGGCCUAGUUAAUGAUUACAGCCGCAAGUUUUUAAAAUAUUGUACUAUGGUAGAAAAGGCCAAAAUCAUGAGUGUAAAAAUAUCAUCGAUGGAAGAAUUAACAUCAACACAGUUUAAAGUGAUACUAGCUAAAUUUAUAAACUAUCUUAGACAUAUCGUUAAUAUGGUCAUUGAGAAACGCAUUGGUAUUUUCAAGGUUUUAAGUCUUGAUUAUCAGUCAGAAUGCUUACCAUAUGUUGAGAAUAUCAUACAAAUAAGCCACGACCUCUUGCGAUCUAUAAUUGAAAAAAAGAAUACACAUCUACUGGAAGUUGUAGACUCAUCUUUGCGAAAGCUGGAAUCUGAUCCCACGGAAAUAGAAGAAUUUCUGGAACAUUUUACUUUUUUGGGUGCAGUUUCCUCAAAAAUAACUGAAUUAGAAAAAGAAUAUUCAACCGUUGCUCAACUGUAUUCUGUUUUAAGGUAUUACCAGAUCCAUAUUUCAGAAGAGCAAGUUGCCAUAUAUAAAAUCCUUCUUCUCAAGUUUGGUCAACUAAAAACUGCUAUGAAGUUAAGUGAUACAAAUAAAGAUGCUGCUAUUAUUAAAUUCAGAGACAAUUUGGAAGCAUAUAUCACUAGUCUACGGGUCGACAUUAGUAAUUUAAAAACCAAGAUAAGAACUCCCGUUCUGCUAUGUGCCGGCACGCGAGUGUCGGCAGCAAUGGAAAUGAUCCAGACCUUCUCGGAGGAAGCUGCGAGCUUAGCCAACAAAGUUAAAACGUAUUCAGACUACCAGGAUUGUUUUGAGGACGCACAGUCUCAUAUGCAUUCUUUUAACGUGGAGGAGAUUACACAGAUCGUGCUUUCGGAGAUCUCCGACAUCGAAUAUGACUUAACCUUGAGGAAAUUAUUGUGGGACGCGCAGGAGGAGUGGGGGGCGCUCUUCCAGGAAUGGCGGAAGCGUACUCUUCACAGUAUUGACAUAGAGCUGGUACAGAGAAACGUUUCAAACUGGAUGAACAUAAUCUUCGUACUAGAAAAAGGUUUACCCAGAAACAACAUGGUAACACAUCUCAGGCAAUCAGUGACAGAUUUUAAACAAGAGCUGCCCAUCAUCAUAGCUCUGGGCAACCCUUGUCUCAAGCCAAGGCACUGGGAGGCUCUCCAGGAGAUUAUAGGAAAGUCAGUUUCUCUGGAUAAAAACUGUACAGUUGAGGAUCUUCUAGAGCUUAAGAUGUUUCAGCACGAAAGUCAAAUAAAUGAAAUAUCGACCUCAGCAACUAAAGAAACUGCGCUUGAAAAAAUGCUCUUUAAGAUUAUUGAACUUUGGAACACGACUCCUUUACAUUUAGUUCCUCACCACACAGAGACUUCCUCUGUCCUAAUCAUUUCAUCUCUAGAUGACAUACUAGCUCAGCUAGAGGAGUCUCAGAUCAUACUUGCAACAGUUAAAGGAUCUUCCUAUAUCGGGCCCAUUAAGGCUCUUGUGGAUAAAUGGGAUCAAAACUUGACUCUCUUCUCUCGCACUCUUGAGGAAUGGAUGAACUGUCAAAGAACUUGGCUUUAUCUUGAACCGAUAUUUAAUUCUUUAGAAAUACAAAGGCAGCUCCCAGCAGAAGCAAAACUCUUCUCUCAUGUGAUUUCUCUGUGGAAAGAAAUAAUGUUAAAACUACAAAACAAACUGGAUGCUUUGCAGAUAGCCACCUCUGCAGGAGUCCUUGAAAUUCUGCAAAAUUGCAAUACACAUCUUGAAUAUAUAAAGAAAAGUCUUGAGGACUACCUGGAAAUUAAAAGAACGAUUUUUCCAAGAUUUUACUUUCUUAGCAAUGCUGAACUUCUUGACAUUCUAGCGGAGAGCAGAAAUCCUGAGUCUGUACAGCCUCAUCUUGUGAAAUGUUUUGAAAAUAUAAAACAAUUAUUGAUAUGGAAAGAAGAAAUCGGCCCUCCUACCGUAAUAAUGCUCAUAUCUGCGGAAGGGGAGACUCUCGUGCUGCCAAAGAAAAUUCGCGUAAGAAGUGCUGUAGAACAGUGGCUGGUAAAUGUAGAGAAAAGCAUGUUUGAUAUGCUGACAAAGGAUGAUCAUGUUUAUAUCUCACUUUUUCAGAGCCAGAUCAUGUUUUAUAACGAUUGUGUCAAAAGUUUUGUGAGUUCUCAUCCAAGAGAACAGUUGGAAAAAGUCCAUGCCGAUACGAUACGCCGUCUAGAAGAGGUUGCAGAGAUGGUAGGGCUGGACACGAAUAACUCGCGAACGAAAACUGUCCUUGGGGCAUUGCUUUCCCUCUGUGUCCACUGCAGAGAUAUAGUGAGAGAUUUACUACUUAAAAAUAUUUUCAAUGCAGAGGAUUUCGAGUGGACAAGACAUCUGCAAUAUAAAUGGAAUGAAAAACAGAAGUUGUGCUACGUAUCUCAAGGAAAUGCCAGUUUCACUUAUGGCUACGAGUACUUGGGCUGUACCCCACGACUGGUUAUCACGCCUCUCACUAACAGAUGCUGGCUGACUCUCACUGGAGCGCUGCACUUGAAUCUAGGAGGCUGCCCCUGUGGUCCAGCGGGUACCGGGAAAACCGAGAGUGUCAAAGACCUAGCAAAAUCCUUAGGCAAACAUUGCGUGGUAUUUAACUGUUUUGAGGAUUUGGAUUAUAAGAUAAUAGGAAAAUUCUUCUUUGGACUAGUUCAGUCAGGAGCAUGGUGUUGUUUUGAUGAAUUCAAUCAAAUUGACGUGCAAGUUCUGUCAGCGAUUGCCUCACAGAUCCUGACAAUUAAGGCCGCAAAAGACAGCUAUUCGGUCAGGUUUGUAUUGGAAGGAAAAGAAAUUCGUAUUAACAUGUCUUGUGCAGUAUUUGUCACCAUUAAUUAUGAAAAUGAAGGUCGAGUAGAACUCCCAGAUAACUUAAAAUCUCUAUUUCGCCCAGUGGCAAUGAUGACUCCCCAUUAUCAAAUGAUUGCUGAAAUAAUCCUGUUUUCAGUUGGUUUCAAAUCUGCAAAAUCACUCUCCAGAAAGCUAGUUAACACUUACGAAUUGGCUAGCAAACAGCUCUCGCAACAGGAUCAUUAUGAUUUUGGCCUGAGGUCACUGAAGACAAUUAUAAUAAUGGCUGGAAAGAAGAAACAGAAAUUUAAAUGUGGCAAUAUCUCUGAAGCCGACGAAACUCUGAUCAUUAUUGAAGCUGUAAGAGAAGCUAGUAUACCAAAAUUUCUUCCAGAAGAUGUUCCAGUUUUUGAAAAUAUUAUAGGAGAUGCUUUUCUUGAAGCAACCGUCUCAAAAGUAAAUCAAGUUGCCUUGGAGAAAGCAAUAUCUAUUGCAACACAACAUUUGGGCUUACAACAAUGGCCGGCUCAGAAAGAGAAAAUUAUACAGUUUUAUGAUCAACUUCAGGCUUGUGUUGGUGUGAUGUUAGUGGGCCCAACAGGUGGAGGAAAGACAACAGUAAGAAGAAUUUUAGAGAAAGCAUUAAUACUAUUACCAAGUGAAACUUUGUCAUCAGCUGCAGAAAGGCAAUCCAUUUCACAGAUUCUAGGAAGAAAAGGAAGAGUAGAUAUAUGUGUUUUGAAUCCAAAGUGUAUCACACUUAGUGAACUAUAUGGACAGUUGGAUCCUAAUACUAUGAAAUGGACUGAUGGAUUGUUAUCAUCAACAAUUCGAAAUUACGUACAUUUUAACACUACAGGGAAUUCGAAGAAAGACAAUGAUCUCGGACUAAAGUCAAGAAUCUCAGAUUUAUCUAAUGUUUUCAAACUUGAUUCUUCUGAUACAGCAGAUAUUGACAAUAAUAUUUUUGAGAAGGAGAUGGAGAAAGAUGUUAAAAUUCCAAAAAGUCAGAACUUCGACUGGCAGUGGAUUAUCUUAGAUGGUCCAGUGGACACCUUUUGGGUAGAAAGUCUAAACUCCAUGCUGGAUGACACUAGAACACUGUGCCUAGCAAACAGUGAGAGAAUAGCUCUAACUAAUAAAAUAAGAGUGAUUUUUGAAGUGGACAGUCUCUCUCACGCCAGUCCCACCACUGUUAGCCGAUGUGCAAUGGUCUAUAUGGAUCCCGUUGAUCUGGGAUGGGAGCCUUAUAUUAAGUCAUGGCUUUUGAAAACUUCUAAAAUUAUGAGUCAAUCCGGAGUGGAGUAUCUUGAAUUCAUGAUUAAAAAUAGCGUCAAAGAUGGACUGCAGUUUGUAAAGAAAUAUCAGAAAUUUCAGCCAUUUCCUGUACAGGACAUAACAAUCAUUAUGACUCUCUGCAGAAUUCUCGAUGCUUUCUUUGAAUUCAUGGAUAAAAAUGGAGGCUUUGGACAACGUGAAGAUUUGAAGAACAUUUCAACUGAGGAGAAAAAUUCUCCACAUUCAAAAAUUUCUGUCAAAUUCAAGGAUAAAGAAAAGAGGUCUAAAAAUACAUGGUAUCUGGAGAAAUAUCCUGAUAAAUUAAACGUAAUGAUUCAAAAGCUUUUCGUGUUUGCAUUUACUUGGGCUUUCGGAGGGACUUUAAAGCGUGAAGACGAACAUGAAAAUGACAUCCUGUUGUAUUCAAGUUUUGAGCCUGAUUCUCUUGCAAGAGUAACCUAUGACUUUGACAACCUUGUUCAUCAGUUGUUUGAAAGCAAUACACAAGUAGGCAUUAACCUACCAACUGGCAAACAUUCUAUCUUUGGGUAUUUUGUGGAUAUACAGACAUGUGAAUUCAUACCAUGGUCAGAAUUACUUCCUAACAUUCAGACGCUAAUUCAAAGAGGAACUUCAAUACUAGCUGAUCCUCAAGGAUCCGGUGAAAACAUCUUGAAGAUAACAGAAUGUGGAGAGAACAUUAAUCACAUUGCAACCCGAGACACAGUGUGCCUCUCUUUCCUCAUCAGCCUUCUUCUAAAGAAUUCCUGCCCUGUACUUCUCACAGGAGACUCUGGUGUUGGGAAAACCAUAACCAUUAAUCAAGUGCUUGAAAAGUUAGAGGGCUCAGGUGGAUUUGACGUGAAAUAUGGGUCAAUUUUAGGAGAAGUCCUAUUAUAUCAUGAAAUUAAAAAAUCAAGGUACCUGAAACAGAACAUCAGCAUCUUGCUUUCUGAAACUCAUAAGACAGCAACUGGAAGUCUGGAUAAGAUUAUUAAAAAGCCAGAAGUUAAAGUUGAUGAAAGUUCAUUUAAAAAUAAUAAUAAAGGGAUUAUAGUCUCUACGAUAAAUUUUAGCAUCAAAAUAACAGCCGCUCAAGCCAAGGAGAUGAUCCUCAAGAAUUUAAUAAGGAGAACUAAAGACAUUCUUGGAGCACCAAAAAGCAACAGGAUUAUAAUAUUUAUUGAUGAUCUGAAUAUGCCAGAAACGGAUAUGUAUGGAGCACAGCCGCCCCUGGAAUUAAUCAGACAAUUAUUAGAUUUGGGAGGAGUUUAUGAUACUGAAAAACUUACAUGGAAGAAUAUUCAAGAUCUCUCUCUAGUUGCUGCUUGUAUUCCUCCACUGGGUACCAGGCAUAUUAGCCCACGUCUCCUCAAACAUUUUUCCAUUCUAGUAUUGCCCCAUCCUCCACAAUGUGCCUUGCAUACUAUUUUCCAGGCUCACUUGGGCAUAUAUUUCUCCAUCAAUAACUUCGCAGCUGAUGUUCAGAAAUGUAAGGAUCAAAUAAUAAGUUGUUCUCUAGCGGUAUACUACCAAGUAUGUCAGAGCAUGUUGCCAACUCCAGCCAAGUGUCACUACAUGUUUAAUCUUCGGGAUAUGUUUAAGCUUCUCCUAGGACUGCUGCAAGCCGAAAAGUCUGUCGUUAACUCCAAAGACAUGGUCGCUCUGUUCUUUGUGCAUGAAGCCACCCGCGUGUUUCACGAUCGCUUAAUCGAACAUACUGAAAAGGGGCUUUUUUAUCAGUUUCUUUCAAAGGAACUUGAGAAUUAUUUUAAGAUUGGAAUAGAUGGAUGUGGAAAAGAAACUUGUGCAACAUUGGCCUGUUACUUGACAGAAUAUAAAGUCUACCAAGUGCCUGCAUCUCACAAUUACGCCUAUUUAGAAUUCAAAGAAGACUUUAAAAAGAUGUUUAUUCAAGCAGGAUUAGAGGGGAACCCCACUGUUUUGAUAGUCGCUAAUUUAAACCUGGAUCAGGAGGCACUGUUAGAAGAUUUGAACAGCAUUCUGAAUUUGGGAAAAAUACCUGACAUGUUUGAAAAUGAGGAGCUGGACUCCAUCGCACUAAGGAUUAGACCUCUUGCUGAACAGUCUGGUUAUAUGGAUAAUAGGCAAGCUUUAUUUUCAUUCUUCCAAAAGAGAAUAUAUAAAAAUUUUCAUAUUUUCAUAAUAAUGAGUCCUACAGGACCUAACUUCCGCCAUAAUUGCAGAAUGUAUUCUUCUAUGAUUAGCACUUGCACGAUUGAUUGGUAUGAAAAGUGGCCAGAAGAGGCUCUUUUUGUUGUAGCCGACUCUUUCUUAAGAGAAAAGGUGGACUUAGAGAAAAGAGAGAACUUGAAAGAAAAGCUCGUCCCAACGUGUGUCCAAAUCCACAAAAGUAUAAAAGACUUGAGCAUAAAAUACUUUCAAAAAACCAGAAGGCAUUACUACAUCACUCCCAGCACCUACUUGAAAUUCAUGGAAACCUUCGCUCACAUUUUGAGGUCGCAGGAGAAGGAAAUGCAAACGAGGAGGAAUCGUUUCCAUAUGGGUCUAUCCAAGAUUCUAGAAGCAACCACUCUAGUUACGGAUAUGCAGGAGGAGCUCUUGAUUCUUGGCCCUCAGAUAGAACAAAAGACAAAGGAAACAGAAAUCUUAAUGGAAAAACUACAGAAAGAUUCACAAGUAGUUGAGAAAGUUCAGAUGCUUGUCAAACAGGAUGAAGAAAUUAUGGCAGAAGAAGUACGAAUUGUGGAAAACUAUGCUCAGAAAACUGCCAAUGAACUAAAAAGCGUACUGCCGGCCUUAGACAAGGCAAUCGUGGCUCUAAAUGCCCUGGAUAAAGCUAAUGUCUCUGAAUUAAGGUAA